CUGAAAUGCGUAGUGUCCGAAAAAACACGGGUUGUGAAUGUUCUCCCUCAACGUAUCCUGGACAGCGAAGACCAGCUUAUAGUGUCGUCCAUGAGUCACUUUCAGACGACGUUUGACUCACCUGACUCAGGUUUCCCAGAGCAAUGGAAGAUGGGAUUGCAAGCCGCGGUAGAUGCUUUGGGAGUGCAAGACGGCACACAUAGAAAUUUCCAGUUGCCAAUGUAUGGAGACCUUUCUACCGACGAAUACCUUGAAAGUAUCUUCCAACUUUUGGGGCCCUUGAAGUACUGCUGCUAUCCCAUGGGACACGUUUUGUCACGGGGUGGAAUGGGGAUCUACGCAACAGUUCGAGUCCAGGUACUUCGGUCAACGCUGACACCACAUCUAGGAAAAAGUGCGUAUUCGGAUCUGACCUUUUUUGAGCUCCUGAAAAACAAAUGUGAAUGGGCAUCGUUCUCUGUUUUCACAUUCCGAGAUGUUCCCUCGUAUGUUGUCGUGGUGCAGAUGUUUGCUAUACAAGCCUGGGGAAUCCACCAGGAAGAUAUCGCCUACAGGAAUAAUUUGGUUAGCCUUGAGAGCUCGGAAAACGUAGUAGUCUCAAAACUGCGACUUGACAUUCCGGUUGGCCUGUUUCAAUGUCGGAUGAUUGAAUAUGCGAAUAUUGGAGAUCGCACUGCGUUGGAAGCGCACAUACAGAUCCACAAAAACACACGGUACUGGGAUGAGAAGAAACCCCAAACUGUUCCGCUCAAAUUAUCACAAGCACUGAAUGUUCCUUGGGACCAUCCCAUGAACGUUCGAUUCCGCCACAAACCGAAAUAUCCCGGUUUGGCAACCUGA
Opisthorchis viverrini is the source of this 840-nucleotide messenger RNA. RefSeq lists its product as hypothetical. NCBI's taxonomy places the organism in Eukaryota, Metazoa, Platyhelminthes, Trematoda, Opisthorchiida, Opisthorchiidae. Bases 91 to 840 code for a protein of 249 amino acids. The record is from RefSeq and is a predicted model, not a curated record. The transcript has 5 exons.